Molecule: messenger RNA, 1086 nt
Organism: Histoplasma mississippiense
Lineage: Eukaryota; Fungi; Ascomycota; Eurotiomycetes; Onygenales; Ajellomycetaceae
Exons: 2
Coding region: 1-1086 (361 amino acids)
Cellular component (GO): VCP-NPL4-UFD1 AAA ATPase complex
Molecular function (GO): polyubiquitin modification-dependent protein binding
Source: RefSeq, a predicted model, not a curated record
AUGCUUCCCGGGCCAGAACGAGAAAAUGUCAACCAUGGCGGAAAAGUCAUCAUGCCGCCAAGUGCGCUGGACAAGCUCACACGGCUUCACAUUACAUAUCCCAUGCUUUUUGAGCUUCACAAUCGAGUGAAAGACCGGACGACGCACGCUGGAGUUCUGGAGUUUAUUGCUGAGGAGGGAAAGAUAUAUCUGCCAUUCUGGAUUAUGCAAACCCUUCUUCUUGAACCUGGAGAUCUCUUGCAAAUUAAAUCAACAGAUCUUCCACCAGGUCAGUACAUUAAACUGCAAGCGCAGUCAACGUCGUUCCUCGAUAUUAGCGACCCCAAGGCCGUCCUAGAAAAUGCCUUCCGCAACUUCUCUUGCCUUUCUAAAGAUGACAUUUUUACCUUCUCAUAUAAUGACCAUAUCUACGAAAUGGCGGUGCUCGAGACAAAACCACAGCACUCCAAAAAUGCUAUCUCAGUCUUGGAGACAGACCUCGAAGUAGACUUUGCUACCCCUGUGGGAUACGAAGAACCAAAACGAAUCAACGAACCAAGCACGCUGCAGAGUGCAAUUGGCGGAAGUCUUCCGGCUGGUGGCAUGCUUCAUUCUCACGGCACAAUGGCACAGUCAAUAAACUACUCCGCCAUUGCGCCUGAGUCAAUGGACGCGACAAAGGGAGCCAAGGCUAUAUCAUCUAACUUCCUUAUCGGUGGACAACGGCUGAAUAAUAAAAAGGGAAGCAAAGGACCAACUCCAAAGGCGUCCACUCCAGUGUCUGCCGCAUCUUCUAACGCUUCGCUACUUCCCCUGCCCAACCCCAGGAUGAAUGGGCCUCAACCACUCCGUUUACAGUCUGGUAAGCUGUUUUUUGGCUAUGCGCUUAAACCAGUGAAGAAACAAGAUGCAAAAGAGAAAGCGGAGGAUGGACAGCCGAAAUUCAAUGGGGUUGGCCAAACAUUGCGUGGAGUCUCCAAAAGAAAAGGGGCAAGUACCGGAGACCCAUCAACUCCCGUGUCUGCCAGCGAUAAUGAGAGCAAAAGUGAUCCGAAAGCACGGAGUCCGGGUCGAACACUUGGGCAUGGAUCCAAUCGCCCAAUGUAG